CUCGGGGCCGAAACACCCAAGCUGACUCCUCUAUCGGGCUCUCCUGGUCCUCCACCUCCUGCUCAGACAUCCCACCUAAGAUUCAGUACUUUCCAUCACAUAAUAAACAUGUAGCACUUCUCUGUCUUCGUCAACUUCAAACUCUCAAAUUAAUCAUUUCUUUUCCAACUCAAAACUCCCACCCACGAUACUUAUUACUCCGUCCUUCUUUGAAAAAUCAAAAUUAGGGUUUCAAUUUUUCAUUUUCAUCUUCAGUUCUACUACUCUUCUUAAAAAAUCCUGAUGGCAUCACAUCCAAUCCAUUCAUGGACGUUUUCGUCACUAGUAGGAGCUUUUCUAGAUCUUUCAUUAGCUUAUCUUCUCUUAUGUGGAUCAACUCUAGUUUUCAUCACUUGUAAAUUCUUAUCAGUAUUUGGAUUAUAUUUACCAUGUCCUUGUAAUGGAUUUUUCUUUAAUGAUCGAACUAAAUGUGUGAAUAGAUUCUUAACGGAUGCUCCUUCUAGUAAGAUCUCUUCUGUUCAUAUGUCUGUUAUUAGUAAAUUUCCGUUUGAUUCAAUUCUGAUGAAAGAUCAACGAGGUAGACAGUUGAAUUUGAAAUUAGUAAGAGAUCAUAAUAGAGAUCGGUUUGAUAGUGGCUUCGUGGAAUUGGAUAGAGGAGGAGGAGGAGAAUAUGGUGAUGGUUCUUGUAGUUCUGUUUCUGAUACUAGGGCACCAAUUAGAAGUGAAGUUGUUGGAUUACUUAAUUCUAGUGAAAAUGGAUUGGUUAAGGGUAAGACUGUUUUGAAUCAGAAAACUAGGGUUAUUCGAAGACGAAAGAGAGCUUCUGCUGCUGUUGAGCAUGGGCAAUUCUCAUCUGUUUCUGAUAAUCUUCAACAGUCGAGUAAGCGAGAUGUUUCUCCUUCGAAUUAUGGCGGUGAUCAAACAAGGAGGAGAGUGUUUUCUGAUGAUGAUGAUAUACAAGAGGAGAAUCAGACGGCUGUGAAUCCACCAAUAAAUGCAAGCCAAGAGGUAAAGGAAGCACCGGCCGACAUCAACUCAAAUCAAGGAGUCCAGGGUGGUUUUCAGGUGACCGAGUUGGAUGAAGAUAAGAAUACAGAGAGGGGUGCAUCUUCUGCUGGGGAAUCUGUGUAUGAUGUUAAGGGAGAGCUCGGAUUAGACGAAAACGAUGCGCAUUCAGUUAGAAUCUUGCAACAUGCACUUGAAGAAGAGCAUGCUGCUCGAAUUGCUCUUUACAGGGAGUUGGAGGAAGAGAGAAGUGCUGCUGCAUCAGCAGCUGAUGAGGCUAUGGCAAUGAUAUUGCGUCUGCAGGAGGAGAAAGCAUCUAUAGAAAUGGAAGCACGGCAAUAUCAGAGGAUGAUAGAAGAAAAACAUGCUUACGAUGCUGAAGAAAUGACCAUUCUUAAGGAGAUCCUUGUGAGAAGAGAAAGGGAGAAACACUUUCUGGAGAAGGAAGUUGAAGCUUAUAGGAAGAACAUGGGUCUUAGGAAUGAGCACUCAGAAGGUGACCUUCUUUCAAUGGAGGACAUGAUUGGGGAAGGCCAUGCUUCCUUCAAUUCGAGCGAAGACCCGAUGCUUAUGCUGCUAAAGCUUAGUGAGUCCAUGAGCAACAAGGAGACAGUAGACAAUGUGGACAAAUCAGUUGAGUUUGAUGUUAUGAAACAGGAUCCUGUGUUCGCUGUUGGGGAGAGACUGCCUUCAUCAGACAGUCUUGAAGAUGGUGAUUCUCUAAGACGAGUGAAUAUUCAGAGAGCCUUAGACGCUGAAAAACAGCAUCGAGUUGUAUCUGAGUGCAUGGAUGAACUUGAGCAGAAGUUGCUGGAGAAAAGGAUAGUAUCAUCUGACAAACAACCAUCUGCUCCGCAACAUCCGGGUUUGGCACUAGAGGGAGGCUGUAUGUCUGAAAAAUCGUUCGAGGAGGUACAUGGACCUGAUUUGCAUGAAAAAACAAUUAUUUUACUGGAUGAAGAUGAAAGGCAUAAGGAUAACUGUAGCCUAUUCCAAGGGGUUGCUUCCGAGACAGGCCAAAUGCGUAGUGAUAUUGAAAUUAGUUUUCCAUUUGAUGUUACGGAUCUGAAGAAGCAAGGGAAAGAUACUGAUCGCGGGGUCACGGAUCUAUCUUUUGAAAGUGUUUACGAUGUCCAUGUCAUUGAUGAUGAUUCGAAGACUAAUAACCAGGAACCUAGUACAUCAUCUUUUCCGCUUCAUACUUCUGGUUUCAGGAGUUAUGAUCGCCCUAGUGCAAGCAGUGCUGAAGCCCAUCCUGACAUCCACAGAAGCUAUUCUGACAUCACAAAUGUGUUGCUACCAGUAGAUAAAUCAGUGGGCAAAGACAUACAUUUUGACUUACUAAAGAGGAGUUCCACAUCUGGGGUUGAUAGUGAAAGGAUGAAACUUGAAACUGAGGUUGAGCGACUCAGAGAAAGGCUAAGGGUUGUUCAAGAAGGAAGAGAGAAGCUUCAUAUUUCUGUUGAACCCCGAGAAAGAGAACAAAUCCAAUUGCAACUAUUGGAGGACAUAGCCAGUCAGCUUCGGGAGAUCCGGCUGUUAAACGAACCUGGAAAGGCUGUACGACAAGCUUCUUUACCUCCUCCAUCUGCUAAGGUUGGCUCGAAGAAGAGACGCUGUCGAAGUAGUGCACAUUGGGGUAUCCAUGGUAGUAGCUGAGCCAGGUACCAGUUUGUUUGCUGAAAACGACAUAUUCCUGAAUACUUUAACACCAACUUUGGUAGAGCUUCAUGCGGAAAUGCUACUUCUAAAUGAAUCAAAGCUGAGAACAUGAUGUUGUCUAGAAUCUGUGUGAAGCUAAAUCAAGAAGGGGUCAAGAGGAGAUAACAGGUACUCUUAAAUGUAAUAUGUAUACACACUGGUAGGACACUGUUUUGUCUUAGUGUUAUGCUCACAUACCAUGUAUCUGCGGCAAGAACCAUGUUGUAUAACAAAAUUUGCAGGUUGCUAUCUAACCCUACAAGUCUGAGGUACAUGUUGGUAGACUAAUUGUGGCAUCACAUAAAUACCCAAAA
Papaver somniferum (opium poppy) is the source of this 3020-nucleotide messenger RNA. RefSeq lists its product as uncharacterized. The transcript has 4 exons. The coding region runs from base 283 to 2664 and encodes 793 amino acids. The record is from RefSeq and is a predicted model, not a curated record. NCBI's taxonomy places the organism in Eukaryota, Viridiplantae, Streptophyta, Magnoliopsida, Ranunculales, Papaveraceae.